This is a messenger RNA of Anguilla rostrata (American eel), 7921 nucleotides long. RefSeq names its product synaptopodin 2-like a (gene synpo2la). Gene Ontology annotation, cellular component: Z disc; nucleus; actin cytoskeleton. Gene Ontology annotation, molecular function: actin binding. Gene Ontology annotation, biological process: positive regulation of actin filament bundle assembly. The transcript is spliced from 4 exons. The record is from RefSeq and is a predicted model, not a curated record. NCBI's taxonomy places the organism in Eukaryota, Metazoa, Chordata, Actinopteri, Anguilliformes, Anguillidae. The coding region runs from base 419 to 3685 and encodes 1088 amino acids.
AAGUGUGUGGCGAGACCUGGGUGGGGAGGCGCUCGGAUCCUCCCCCCUGACAGCACAGAAUUCCACAGUGUAAGCAACCCACAGCGGUCUGUUCCCCCCUCACUAUUUUAAGUCUCAGAGCCUGCUCCUCUGCAGAGCCCGAGUCAGGCCAGGUGUGUGUGUGUGUGUGUGUGUGCCCGCGUGCGCGCCCCUGUGUGUGCAUGUGUGCGUGCGCGCUCGCGUGUGUGUGUGUGUCCACCCAGGCGCUAGGCUGGGCUGGGCAUUUAUUUUUUUUUAGCUGGAAAAGAAGCGAGCGAGCCUUCACUGAGGGGCCCCGCGUCAAACAUGGCGCAAUACUGCUGAGGGCCCCAGCAGAAGACAGACCGGACUGACCGACAGACAGACGGACCGGACCGGACCGACGCAGCGAGCGGGAGCCAUGGUCGUGGAGGAGGUCGUGAUCACGCUGUCCGGAGGGGCGCCCUGGGGUUUUCGGCUGCAGGGCGGAGCCGAACACAAGAAGCCGCUGCAGGUCGCCAAGGUGCGGAAGCGCAGCAAGGCGUGCCGGGCGGGGCUCCGCGAGGCGGACGAGCUGGUGUCCAUCAACGAGAGCCCGUGCGGCGGGCUGUCCCACGCCCAGGCCAUGAACCUGAUCGACAGCAGUCCGGGGACCCUGCACAUACGCGUCAGAAGGGCUCCCGCGGGAUUCCAGUCGGUGGUGCUGCUGACCCGGGCUCCCUCCCCGCGCAUCGACAAGGAGUACCGGGCGGCCCUGCGCGCCAUGUCCCCCCCCGGGGGCCAGCAGGGGGCGCCGGAGGAGCACAGGAGCCGGGAGGGCGUGACGUCGCCGCAGGGCAGCGAGGCGUACUACGGCGAGACGGACAGCGACGCCGACGUGACGCAGGAGAGGCACCGGCGGCCCAGGCGCCGCAGCCCCAGCAACUCGCCCGGCAGGGCCCCCCCGGACCGGGCCGCCCCCCCCGACAGGGCCUCCCCUGAGGAGCCCAACGACGCUGGCGGCGGCGGCGGCGGCGUGGCCCGCCGGGAGGUGGUGUACCAGCCCCCGCAGGGCGAGUGGUCCUCCUCCCUGACCGAGACGUCCGCCGAGAACUCCUCGCUCAGCGCCGACGACCAGGGGCCCCGGGACGGGGCGGCCGAGGAGGACAGCGGCUUCCAGGAGCCCCACACCCUGCCCCCGCUGGUGUCCCCCGAGCGGGCCAGGGGGGCCCUGCAGCUGGCCUCCCGGAAACAGCUGGUCCCCAUGGUGGGGCCCGUGGACAACCCCGUGGACGAGGAGCUGACCGUCACGUACAUGGACAAAGCCAAACAAGCCAAGCUUCACCGUGGCGACAGCCAGCAGGAGAAGCAGGUGAAGGAGGCGCGCACCAAGUGCCGCACCAUCGCCUGCCUGCUGACGGACGCGCCCAACCCGCACUCCAAGGGCGUGCUGAUGUUCAAGAAGCGCCGCCAGCGCUCCAAGAAGUACACGCUGACCAGCUUCGGCUGCGUGGAGGAGGACGCCGCGCCCCAGGACUCCCACGAGGAGGAGGAGGAGGACGGCGUCCUGCCGGGCAGCGAGUCCGAGUUCGACGAGGACGGCCUCCCCGCGGCCCCGGACCCCACCUGGGACAGCGACUACCUGGAGGCGCUGGAGAAGAAGGCGUCGGCGGCGGGGCCGGGGGCGGGGGAGGGCGGCGGGGCGGAGGACCCGGGGCUGACCGCCACCUCGGGGAAAGGGGCGCAGCUGUUCGAGCAGCAGCGGAGGAGGGCGGCCGAGCACGCCAAGCGGGCGGCGGCCCGGCAGCCGCAGGCCCCGCCCCCGCCGCAGCCCGCGGAGGCGCGCGCCGUGGGACCGCCCCCGGCGGAGGCCGAGGCGCCGCCCCCCGCCCCGGCGCAGCCCCCCGCCCCGCACCCCGCCGUCGGCAUGGUGAACGGGGACGCCGUCGUCGCGGAGAGCCCCGUGGCGAUGGCGAUGGCCAUGACGAUGGCGAUGGUGGCGUCCCCGGCCGCCCCGCAGGCCUCGUUCACCUCCCAUCUGCUGGCCUCGCCCCCCCCGUCGGAGCUGCCCGAAAUGCCCGCCAGCAACGUCCUGAACAGGACCGCCCGGCCCUUCGCCCCCGGCUUCAUCAGCCACCGCGCCUCCACCGCGCCCGUCGUCUUCCGGCCCAACGCGGCCAAGAAGCCCCGCCCCGCCGCCGCGCCCAUGGCCGUCCCGCCCCCUCACUCCUCCCCCUCUCCCUUUGAGAUGCAGCCGGAAGCCACGCCCCCCCUCCCUCCUGUCUUCUCGGCCCAGCCGGUGCCCACCUGGGCGCCCCGGGCAGUCUCCGCCCCUACCACGCCCACGGCGGCCCACCACCCUGGCAUGCCCCGCCCCCCUCUUGUCAUGACGACGCAGCCGGUCCCCUUGGCGCCGCCUCCCGCCGCCCGAGAAAUUUCGGUCUCCCCCGUCGCGGCCUCGCCGAUCGCGGCCUCCCCCGCCCCCGCCCCCGCGGCUCCUUACCAGCAGGGGGCGGAAGCGGCGCCGGGCGGCCGCACGGGCAUCCUGCAGGACGCGCUGCGGAACCGGCCCCGGAAGGCCCUGUUCACCCGCCAGGAGGAGAAGAGGAGCACGCCCAACCCCCAGCUGCUGUCCAUGGUGCAGAGUCUGGACGAGGGGCCGCGGGGGGGCGGCGGCCUGGACCGAGGGUUCGAGUCCUGCCCCGAGGACGACUCCUUCAACCUGGGCGCCGAGGCCUCCGACUUCUCCCGGGCCAGGCUGCCCCCGCCGGUGGCCCCCAAACCGCGGGUGGUCCCGGCGGCCUCCGCCAUCGGCCAGGGCGAGGGAAGGGGGGCGGAGCUGUUCGCCCGCCGGCAGACCCGCAUGGACCUGUACGUGGUGGACAACGCCCCCCAGCACCCCCCUCCCGUCACCCCUCCCGUCCGGUCCCGCGACCCCUCCCCCACGCCCUCCCUCCCCGCCCACUGGAAGUACUCGCCCAACAUCCGCGCCCCCCCGCCCAUCGGCUACAACCCGUUGCUGUCGCCCUCCUGCCCGCCGGUGGCGCAGCGCGGGCCCAAGCCGUCCGAGCCCAAGGCGGCGAAGAGGGGCGGGCGGCCGCAGCGGGACGGGAUCCGCGCCCUGGACGCCAUGCGGAGGCAGCCGUACCAGCUCAACCCGGCCAUGUUCAGCUUCGCCCCGAGCCCCCAGCCCGUCGUCUCCCACCGGGAGGGCCCCACCCUGGUGGGCAGCUCCCUCAGCUCCCCCCGGCAGGUCCCCGUCAAGACGGCGCGCGCGUACGAGAUCAGGCGCUUCUCCACGCCCACGCCCAUGUCGGCGCCCGCCACCCUGACGCCCACCGUCAUCCCGCCGCGCUCCGCCACCACCCUCGCCGAGCCCCUGUGCCGCCCCGACCUGGCCUCCCCGCCCCCGCCGCCGGCCCCGCUCGCCCCCGCCGCGCCCCCUCACCGCCCCGCCCCGACGGGAGCCCCGCCCCAGCUGCCCAGGCUGUCGUCCGGCCCCGUCCAGAGCUCCGCCCCCUACCCGCCCCCUCCCACGGCCUCGUCCAGCCUGGUCUACGGUGGCCUGCAGGGGGCCAAGCAGUUCAAGAGCGCCCCGGAGCUCUUCCCCCCGCGGUCGGCCACGGUGCAGGUGGCCAAGCCCCGCUUCGUCGCCUCCAGGAUGGGCAUCCAGGCCAACGUGUGGAGGCCCGGCUUCAUGCACUACUGAUGGGGAUGCUGCACCGUAGGAGGCGUAUCACCACCCUGGCACUCCCCUAUGUGACAGUUUUCCCCACAUACAGUAUGUGUGGGAUUUACAAAGUGGUAAACCACUAAAGGCAAACAUCCAUGAUUUCAAUUGGAGCACACAAAAGCCACAUGAGAGCAAAUGCUAUAGGGUUGCCUGUUCACAGCAAUACAGAGGUUAUGGUGUGCAUGCUAUAAUAUUGUUCAAGUAACGAUUUGAAUCACUCCCAAAAUAAAAAAGAUUAUCAAGCCAGAUUGACUUGUUUUUCAGUUUAGAGACAGUUUCUUCUGUUCUGCAAAUGUAAUUGAAGUUCCAGUAUCCCAACACCAACAUCCCAUUCCCCUUGUAAAAUGGUAAAAUGGAUGAUUAUAGCUACAGGCAUGCAAUAGCAGAGUAUCUAAUAAGGUGUCACAUAUUGACAUAGAUUUUCCUUCUCUUCUUUCAAAUUAACGCACCUUAAUAUAUACCUAUGUCUCACUGGGCUUUUGAAAAUUGCAUAAUUGAUUUCUCUUAGGCCUAAAAUAAACUGGCAGGUUCGAUGUCAUAUUCUGGUGGAAAGGUUUACCAUUAUUUUCAUGUCUUCAGGUAUUUUAUAGCAUUUGAGAGCCAUAUGUUAUUGCCUGAGAUUAAGUUCCCGUAUAGCAGGUGAGUUAACCUGAUAGAGUUUUGGAGGAUGAUGAUACAAAUCCCUAUGGCAACAACAAUGAUUUUGUAAAGGUCAGAAGUUCAGUUAAAUUAAAGAUGAUAUCAAAUCAAGCCCACAAAAUAUUCUGCGUCAAUUCAGAAGAACAAACUCAGAUUUUGGAGUAAACUCACUCAAGUUAAUUAUGGUUCAACAGUUCAACUGAAAUUUAGAAUGUCUUGGAUGAGAUGCUUGUAAACUGUCUUCCAUUAAGACAGAGACAGUGGUGUUUUUUUUUUGUUUUUUUUUAGUAUUUGGCUAACUUGCCUUAUAAGCAAAAGUGCUGACCAAUUCACACAACGGUUCUACUGCAGGUGAACACAGGAAGACCCAUGAAGCACCACCUGGUGCCAUGUCUCUUUCAGAAAGUGUGUACAGUGGUCUACUGGGGGGUGAUUGCAUGGAUGCUGGACACACAAGCAGAAGAAACUGAUGCAAGCUCUUGGUGAUGAGUAUGAUCACCACGGUAACACUGAGCAAACAGGAACUUAAUGAUAUGAGACAAAUCAGGGCUGUGUCCGAAUAAGAGCCCUUCCAUACUAUUGAGUAUGCUUGUUGAGUACACUGGAUGAGAAGGUUGUUGGAAGUAGGUGAAAAUUUAUUUAGAUGGAAUGUCAGUAAAAUACAUAAAAUGUACUCAUAAUAAUGACAUGCUUAUUUUCGAGUUUUCGCAGAGGACAUGCUGGAGUAUGCUUUUCAGGAAGUGCGCAAAUAUUUUGGUCCCAGAAACAUGGUGAGCGGCUUCGCUUUAAAAAGGAGGUGCAGCUUCACUGAUGUUUUCUUUCUGUAACAAUAACAAUAGCAAGGUGAGGUAUGGCUGCGCAAGAUUUAACUGCCAACUGCAAGGGCGGGACACCAUACGACACUGUCACAAUACGAGCGGCAGCGUAUUAUAAUGGGUAAGGAGUUUGGUCUUGUAACCUGAAUGUCACAGGUAUAGACUGCCAUUGUACGUUGCCUUAAGCAAGGUACUUAACCUGCAUUGCUUCAGCGUAUAUCCAGCUGUAUAAUUGGAUACAAUGUAAAUGCUGUGUAAAAAGUUGUGUAAGUCGCUUUGGAUAAGAGCGUCUGCUAAAUGCCUGCAAUGUAAUAAUGUACUGUAAUGUAACAAUAUGGUUGGAAAAUAGCAUGGAGGAUAUUUCUCACAUACUGCGUGUUGUACUCAACAGUAUGCAGUUCAACAGUACACAGUACGCUUGCACCCAGUACAUACUAAACAGGACACAGUACGCUUGUGCCCAGUACAUACUAAACAGGACACAGUACGCUUGUGCCCAGUACAUACUAAACAGGACACAGUAUGCUUGUGCCCAGUACAUAGUAAACAGUACACAGUACGCUUGCACCCAGUACAUACUAAACAGGACACAGUACGCUUGUGCCCAGUACAUACUAAACAGGACACAGUACGCUUGUGCCCAGUACAUACUAAACAGGACACAGUACGCUUGUGCCCAGUACAUACUAAACAGGGCACAGUAGAUUUGGCUCUGAUUUGGACACAGCCCUGGAUUAGAACCCGAGUGUCCGCUCCUGUGAUUGGCACUCCUGACCAGAUCACAGCCUGCCAGUCCUGUGCCACCCGUGGCUUACAGGAGGCACAGAUGUGACUGGCACGAUGGAUGUGCAUCAGAUGCUUUUAGGGAGCGUGUCGUAGCGGUGAGGGGAUGUGACUUGUAAAUGGGGGGUUGGGUGCUGGUUUGGUGCUUGUCGGUGUCUGGUGUAAACCUUGUGUCUCUGUGAAUGACCAUAAAUUCUCAUAAAUUCUCGUCAGGAAAAGCUAUAAAGACGAUUUACAUUUAUCAACACAGCAUUCUGGUUCGCUCACUUUGGGCUUUCAAUCAUCCUUUGAACUAAUCUAGUUUAUGAGUUGUCAGAUAUAUACAAUACACAUAAUUUGGGUGAUACAUUUCAGUAUGUGUAAAAAUUGUUUAAAAAUAAAAAACCCAUAAAAAAACCAAGAAAAAUGUCUGAAUAAUGGACAAACGAGGUUUUUGCGUUGACACUGAGAUUAUUUUACCAUGGACAUCUGGGACUGUACUUAAUCUGUAAUGAGAAAGUUUCAGGGUGAUAGUCUCACUGUUGUGUUCUGGUGGAGUAACUUGAGAUCUUGCAGCAAGUGACUUGCCUGUGAAAGGUCUAUUGUAGGUUAAAUAGGUUGUUCUUGAUGAGGGUGUCUCAAUCCAAUAUGGUUACCAAAGAACUCCUGAAGAUGAACCGGAAUUAUUGGACCGGACCACGUGUAACUUGCUCUGUAGUCCUGUGGUGUCGAACACAUCAGCCGACACCGAGACAAAACUAUGACUCAAUGACGGUUCGUGAAUCCUCUCCGGUCCACUUCCGUUUAUAGUGUAAUAAGACUAACAAGGCCACCGAGGCUGUUUUAACGGUGGUAAGAUAGCAAAGCUGUUAGUUCCUAGUCUCUAGUCUAACUCACAUGAAUUGAUAGGAAAUAAUAAUGUGUUGCAAGGACCUCGUUUGUGUAGCUUGAAUCACUGGACUUGGCGUGAGCCGUUCACGUCGCUGCCUGCGCUGUGUUGGCUGUUUGAUAAAUGUGCAGCGAAAGUGAUCCACGCGUUUGUUUGUUUGUAUAUUUAAUUAAAAGGAAUCGAAUUGCCAUGACGGUAGGACCGCACUGCAGCUAGACAAUGCUGCGGUGCGGUGUGAAAGAGCGUGAAGGAGAUGAGAACGAUGUUCAGGGUGUGGCUGGCCCCGGAACAGACAAGAUAAGUGUCUUCGUUGGUGGAGAUGGUACAAACCACACGCAAGUAGGCUCCAACCUUUUCUGCCUCGCUUUGGGCCUGUUCACAAGAGCGAUAAACAAGCAAAGUUAAACCAGGGUCCUAUGGCUUGUGGUUUACACUACACUUCUUCCUGAUGUCAGUUAGGCACUGUUGCUAUCCAAAUUACUGAAUGAAGAAGUCUUGGUCAUAAAAACUCUCGAAGUCGUAACAUUCAGAGUCCACCAUCUUGUUUUUGUUUUUUUGUUUUUUGUUUAAACAAACCUAAGAUGGGCUUAGGACAUCUCUUGUUGUGGAAUGUACCAUUUCUCUAGGGGGAGGGGAGUCUUGUCAGACAGGAACAGAUUGAAGAGAUUGUAAGAAACUCCCACAGCCUCCGGAAUAAUGAAAUGAAGUGAUUGGAGAAGACGGGGUGGGGAGAUGGAAGGGCAGUUGUUCCACACUGCCCGUGCCAUUUGCUCUAUGAAGAGAAUGCAAGAAAGAACUCGAAGGACACCUUUGAAGGAAAUCAAUUUGACUGUUGUUUCAUGUUCAUUUAAAAAGCGAGCUUGUAUAUUUUAGAACUUGUCUUGUAUAUUGUCUUAAUUCCUCCUGUUGCAUAUAAUGUGGGAAAUGAUCUUAAUUUAGCCAGAAAAGGAAAGGUCUAUGUUGGCCCUCUCACUGGGGAUUGAACUUGUGGGUUGAGUGAACUGCUGGUGUUUUAAAAAAAAAUGAUAUUUCCAUAGACAGGAAUGCUUUUACAGGCUGAAGGACACACUGAUUUUUAGUGGAAUAAAAAUUUACUUGAAACCUUCA